AUGUCGCACAAGGUAGAUUUAGUCGAUAGAAGACGUGCCUUUCCUGAAUAUUCCGAGGAUUCGGGAUUGAAGCACCGCAGGGGCGUCGGCUCUGACGUAUCCGGGAAAUCGGGCCAGGUUGAGAACGAAAAGCGCGUAAGACGUGAAAUCGCGAAUUGCAACGAACGGCGCCGUAUGCAGAGUAUCAAUGCCGGAUUUGAUAAUCUUCGUGUGCUAUUGCCCCCUGCGCAAGAUGGUGAAAAAUUGAGCAAGGCAACUAUUUUGCAACAAACCGCGAAGUUUAUAAACACCCUUCUGAUGAAAGUGAGUGCCCUUGAGCAUGAAGUAGCUGUUUACCGUCGAACGUCUGGCUUACCUGCACCGACUGUCCUUGCUGACAUAACUGAGGAGGUGGCAACUGGUUUUGUUAGGAAGCGUCGGUCUGAGGAUCGUGGAAAACCGUUUGAACCCUUGAAAAUGCCUAAACCUGGUCCUGAUACCGACGCUGCGCUUCUUGAUCUCGAUGAUGGGAACACUUCGGGCCGCUCGUCCGAAUGCUACGAUGGAAACUUUGGAUUUUCGCCUUCGUCGAAUGCCCGCCUGCCAUCUGCUUCACCAGCCGAGAGUACUGCGAACACUGCUGCUCGUUUGGAGCAUCUUGUAAUGGCUAUCGAACAGAUUGAGGGUGCUCCUGCUAACACUCCUCCACAGCUGAUGGAAAAGCAGGCCCCUGUUAAUGAACCACUCACUUAUGUUCCACAGGAACCAACUAUCUACUAUAAGUUUCCGGACUCCGUUCCGGAGUUGAGACCUUUUACGUAUGGUAUAAAUUCAACAGAUCCAGGUGUUACCAAGCAGAAUAUGAACUCGUUUACGGAAGAAUUCGUAUUGAACUCGACACCACCUGCUCUCCAGCCGACCCUUGUCCCUGUAUGCGAGGAUAAAAACGCAAAAGAGAUUACCGUGGAUGAUUACCACCCCGUAGCCAAGCUGCUGAAUCGUCCGAUUCCCCACAAAUAUCUUCAUCGGCCCCAAGUUGUGGUGAACAACUCUCAUUAA
Mesocestoides corti is the source of this 1038-nucleotide messenger RNA. The record is from the annotation of a GenBank genome assembly. Lineage: Eukaryota; Metazoa; Platyhelminthes; Cestoda; Cyclophyllidea; Mesocestoididae.